AUGUCACCAUUGAGUACCAUAUGUAGAAAAAAGUUUGAGAUACUAUACUCAGAGAAGCAAAAUUCUUCCACAAUAUUUGAAAAGGCAAAUUAUGGCACACACACAAAAAAACAAUCCAGAAGUAAAGAACACUAUACUGUCUUUAAUUGGUGGGAUGCAUGCAUAAAACUUGGUAGUCAAUGUAAAAAUAAAUGUGGUGAAAAAGAAUUUAAGAUGGCAUACUGUGGAAGACCUACAACUCUUUGCUGCAUGAAAGAAUGUGACCACGUUGAGUUAUUGAAGAGAUCCAUUCACAAAAAGAGGACAAAUAUUAACUAA
Messenger RNA from Canis lupus familiaris (dog), 318 nucleotides. It is a transcript of the gene DEFB112, whose product is annotated as defensin beta 112. Gene Ontology annotation, cellular component: extracellular region. The transcript has 2 exons. Gene Ontology annotation, biological process: innate immune response. The record is from RefSeq and is marked provisional. NCBI's taxonomy places the organism in Eukaryota, Metazoa, Chordata, Mammalia, Carnivora, Canidae. The coding region runs from base 1 to 318 and encodes 105 amino acids.